AUGGCAGUUUCUGAAUGUAUGGUUCCCCACGUACCAGAGAAUGGACGUUAUGAUGUCAAAGCAUCCCAGGUGCCUUUUGGAUUCAAGUUAAAUGUCAUUUGUGACGAUGGUUACACAUUAAGUGUAUCUGAGCCUAUGCGAUGUUGCAAUUUCUCGACGUGGUUCGGACUCAAGCCUCUCUGUCAAGGUGUGUCGCAGGACAUGUCAACCGUUUGGAAAAGUACGUUGUUAGCGUUUGGCUUGUUGUUAGGCGUAUCCGUGAUGGUGAACAUCAUUGGUGGAGUUUGUUGCUUUCUCAAAUGGCUUGACUCGGACCACCAUUUAACGGUAUCGGGUGACAUUGACCAGCGUGGUCUGGUUUCAAACGACCAGGAACGUGACCGAGAGAGAUGUAAAACUGUGCAUAUAACAGUCAACACGUCACUGUUGUAA
Dreissena polymorpha is the source of this 432-nucleotide messenger RNA. RefSeq lists its product as uncharacterized. The transcript is spliced from 3 exons. The coding region runs from base 1 to 432 and encodes 143 amino acids. The record is from RefSeq and is a predicted model, not a curated record. Lineage: Eukaryota; Metazoa; Mollusca; Bivalvia; Myida; Dreissenidae.